UAUUUCUUUUUUUUUAAACAGUCUAACGUUGACUUGUGAAUUUCAGACGGAUACAACGUUAGGUGACGUUAAACACAGUUUAGCCUUGCCGUCGUGGAGCUGGAAGCAGGUGACCACUGACGUUAGCCAACGUUAGCUAAUUAAAAUGUCAUACAACUAGGGUCAUGACUAAUACGUUAAUUAAAAGCGAGACUGCUGUUACAUCAGCGACUUGUAACGAGUUGCUGAUGUAACCGAUAACUAACUAGCUAGACUAUUCUGAUAGACUUCCAAUUGAGUCUGUCCUACAUUUCAGUCAAUUGCAUCAGAGACAGAGACCUAUUUUUAUAUUCCCUCUGGGUUCAAAAGACAAGACAUGAACACCGGUCUCUCCAGAUGAACACGCUGUGUUUGUAGUUAUGGAAAUGCUGUCUCAGGCUUUUUGACUUUAACAGUGUCUUCAUUCUAAUGAAGGGUAACCUUCAGGUUAGGCCUGGUGUAUGCAGUUAUUUUUUUUUUAAAUGUGUGUUUUAAAAGGGUCAUUUAUUUAUUUAUUUAUUUUGCUAAUUGUGGGGCUGCAAUGCUAAAGCGAAAUGUAGCUGAUGUACAUGUUUUACUUAUUCAUUUCGAUCUGCGAGACUACAUGGACAGUGGCACAGUUGUAAAGGUGAUACCUUGUGCUUUUUACUAUUUGUGGAGGGUUAAGCCCCACCUGUCAUGUCUGUAAUGCUCAGUCUGUGGUCAAAUAGUUCAAACCGUAUAUCAUAUAUAUAACAUCUUGCAUACAUUAUGUGUACCAAGCAGACUGCUUUUUUUUUUACAGCCUAUGGUAUUAACUCAUGCACAUCACUGUGAUGUCUGUUGUCUUUAUUGUUUUCAUUGUGUCAUGUAUAUUUGUUAAACCAUGUCAUUUAUAUUUUAUUUUAUUAUUUUCUAUGUUUGAUGCACAGUGUCAAAGGCACAUUGCCAAAACCUUGAGGGGUUUCAUUCCUCAUUCAUUCAUUGAAUGAUAUCAAAACAAUACAUAUUUCUUUCUUAAAACGAGGAGGUGUUUAAGUCGCAGGUACUGUACUGUGGUAGGCUCAAACAGAACAUUAUACAGAGGUACACAUCUUGCCAGCGUUUCAUUUUAUUAUAAAGAACUGCUUGUUCACUUGGAACGUACUGUUUGCAUAUAUGCGUUGUUAACACAUCGGCCCAAAAAAAGUAAUCCCUCUCCCUUCUCCCUUCCUUUCUUCUCCAGUCUACCUGACUCUUGCUGACCUUCAGUGGCGAUUGGCCCCCCGCAGCCAUCUGUCAGCAUGCAAGGAUUCUACUCCAAGCUGGACUCGUCCCCCGCCUCGUCCCCGUUAUUGGGGGGGGCCCUCGGGGGAGAAGGGGCUCCAGUACCUCUCAGCCUGGCUGUGGAGACGGAGAAAGCUCAGGCUCUCCUACAGACAUUCAGCUCCGCCUCUCUGCUGGCGUCUGCAGGACUUGGUGUGUUCUGUGUGGUGGCGGACCACGCCCUCCAGCUGUCCGUCAUCCAGAACCACCUGUGGCUGCGCGCUGCCUUAGACAACGGCACGCACGGAUUGGUGGGGCUGUGGUCAUGGGCAGUUGUUAUCGGACUAAGGAAAAAGAGCGAUCUGUAUGAGGUGCUGCUUGCCGGUCUUCUGGCAUCAAUCAUAGACCUGGACCACUUCUAUAUGGCUGGAUCCCUGUCACUCAAGGCUGCCGUCUCGCUCCCUCAGCGUCCUCCUCUCCACUGCUCCUCUCUCAUCCCCGUCCUCUGUCUCUCCCUGCGCUUCCUCAUGUGGAUCGGGCGCCUCAAAGACGCUUGGUGCUCCUUGCCGUGGAUGCUUUUCAUCUCCAUGGCGACGCACCACGUCCGGGAUGCCGUGCGCCGCGGCCUGUGGGUGUGCCCGUUCGGCAACACGGCGCCACUUCCUUACUGGCUGUACGUCAGCACCACGGCGACGCUUCCUCACCUGUGCUCUGUGCUCAUGUAUCUGACGGGAACCAGGGACGUGAUCUCCACCAAACACGGCGUGGCCAUCGAUGUUUAGAAGCCCCGGCUUGCCGACAACGUCCGACGCUGAUCCGGUUAUCGAUCGCCUCCGGGGCUAACACGUUCUUCGCCGCUUGAAAACAACUUUUAAGAUAUUUGAAUUACUGGAGAAAACAUUUCUGGCACUGGACCCCCGAAUGGCACUUAAAAGAUGCUGCUGAAAGAGUAAUUUGAGACAUGGUUGUUCAGCUUAGUUGAAGAGAAAUGUUGGCUAAGAAUCCAUUUUUUUAUUUUUAUUUUUUUAUUUUUUUUUUCAGCCACAAAGAUGAGGAAACUGUCAUUACAUAAUAAUGGGACAAAACAAAACAUACAAUUUGGGUUUCCAUAGAUGGAGACAUCUGUAAAAUAACACAUUUUGAAAAAGGGACUUUCCAGCGUGAGUGCAAAUAAUGGAUUUGUGUCUUUUGAUUUUUUUUUUUUUUUCAGGUAUUAUGGAAAUGUAUCAGAAUCCUGUUCACUUACCUGCAGAGUAAUGCUUAUCUUUAAUAACUGUUUAUGGAGUGACCCUUUAAAGCUUUGACAUAUCGUUUUGCGGAGGCUUGAGUGCUAUCAGUUCAUGUGCCCAGGCCACGAUAAGGGUGCCGAGACUUCUUCAUCGUCCUUUCUUGGCCCCUGAACUCUAUAUCGCUACAUCCAUCCUCGUCCUAAGAAGGAACACUCAAGGAAAAGUCAACCAAAGCUCAACCACAGGCCGUAUGGGGCACUAUAACGUAUAUUGUUAUCAGUGUCAACUUUCACCCUCGGCACGUCCAACAGUAUGUUACCACUGUUAUUCCACUGUUCAUUUAAAAUAGGGACAUUUAAUGUAUCGUGCAUUCAUUGUAGAGUGAUUUCUAAAUCGUCCACAUUCCGAUGACAGAUCCACCGUUAAUUAUCACAAAAAUGAUCUUUGUCUGUUAACGCCUGUGCUAUCCAGCUGUCACCUCUCUGCCACUUUAACAGACUCUUAACUCUGCUGCUUGAAUGAGCCUUAUUGUGAAGCCAUUUUUUUUUUUUUUUUUUUUCCGCAAAUCAGAGGUUUCGGUGCCAACCAUGUCAGCCGUGGUUAUUGAUCAGGACUUUGUUUGCUGUGUAACCUGGCAGUCGUUCUCGUUUGUUUCUAAAAGAAAUUUGCAACAUCUAGAUAUGGCAUUGGCAUCGUUGGAUUUAGCUGAAAAAGUCCUGUUGGUUGUACUUGUUAAAAGUUGAUAAGGCUCUUUUAAAUCAACGUGGGGAGUGAGAAGUAUUCCACUUAUAAGAGAUGCUGGCCUCAAGAUGCUGUUCAAGUAAAGAUUGUUGGCUAGUUUUCUGACUUCCUACUGUACCAAUGCCAGAAAACUGAUGUCAUUUUUACACAUUCAAACAGGAAAAUCCACUUUUGAGUAUCAUUUAAUGACAUGUUGUGCCUCAGUUGUUGCAGCCCAAGCUAAGGAUCAUGAACUGACAGGUGAUUUUGUACUUUUACUGUCAGUGUGAUAAGUGUACGGUGUCUCACAUGAUCUACCUAUUUUACAUCCGACAUAGAAAGGAUACGGGACCUGGAGAAAUGCUGGAUAAUAUUUUUUUGGAAGUUUUAAACAUUCAAGGGAAUUAUUUGUUUAAAAGUGUGUCCAUUGACAGUAAUAUCUUCAUAUUUACAGAAAAAAAAAAAAAUGUUAUUGCUGCAUUAACUUGUUGUAUAUUGUUCCACUGCAGUUUUUGAUAUGUUACUCUUAAUUAAAUGAUUGAUACAGUGCAUAAUGCAUACUGAAAUUCCCAGUUGGCUUUUCAGUGCUGAAAUCAUGACUUGCAGGACAUGGAGCGUUUAUUUGAACUAUUUAUCAAACUUAGACUUAGAACAUUUAGAGGUAGAAGUCAUUACACUGUUUUUAGAUGUAGACCGAUCAAACACAUUUAUUCAUUGAGUUAACAGUAUUGUUUACUAUAUUAUACAUAAUGCAUAAUAAUAUGUGGUUAAAAAGUGGAUUAGAGACAUUAUUCUAGUUAUUUGAAGGUGAUUGCUUUUAGUAUAAAAGGGAUGGUGGACCCCUCAAAGACGUUUCUAACAGUCUGCUUCUGUCUUGAAUUAAGACAUAUUUUAGUUUAUGCUGAAAACAUAAUCCCAGUAUUCUUAAAUACCGUCCACCGAUAAAUAUUUGAAUUUCCAUCUGAGGUUUUCGUAUUUUUUUUUUCUUGUGGCACUGCUGAUGAUUGGAAGGUUGCAGUUAGGCUUGCUGUACACUAGGUUGCUGCAGUGAGCUGUAUGGAUUCACAAUUUGUCAAUUUGGUACUAAUCAGGUCCUAAAGUAUGAGAUGUUAUGGAAAAGAAAAUGUAUUUUUAGUUUUGGUACGGUCUUUGUGUUGUUUUUUUAUCUGCUGCAAUUGCACGAUCAUCUGUGUUUUAAUUUAGGAAAUAUUUCCCUUUUCUGGAUUGGAAACUAUAUUGGAAACUGUACUACACCUACUUAACUGAAAGUCAGUUUUAGGAAGAAAAAGUUACACAAUGGCUGCCGUCCCAUUUAAAUGAUCAUUUUGAGUAAAAUGCGAUCUCUUUUACUGCUGCUUCUGUUUACAAUGUGAUGCCCUUCCAGUAUGCAAUAAGUUGAAUUCUGCACAUUUUAAGUUUUUGUUUAAAUUUUGUUUUGUAUUUGUUGAAUGUUUUUUAUGACAAAGUUUUGAUUUCAAUAUAGAUAGUAACAAGAUGGUUUUAAUGUAGUGUUCUUUUUAUCUCAAUAAAAUAUAUCCUGUGUA
Perca fluviatilis (European perch) is the source of this 4735-nucleotide messenger RNA. RefSeq names its product transmembrane protein 267 (gene tmem267). NCBI's taxonomy places the organism in Eukaryota, Metazoa, Chordata, Actinopteri, Perciformes, Percidae. The record is from RefSeq and is a predicted model, not a curated record. The coding region runs from base 1281 to 2024 and encodes 247 amino acids. The transcript is spliced from 2 exons.